AUGCAGCAUCCUCAACUGCAGCAAAUCCCUCCUAGGGUCUUUGCAUGCAUCUGCAGGCUGCAGUCUCCUCCUUGCUGCAUAGCUGAGGUGUGUCUGCUGCCGUGUGAGGUCGUCUGUGCGACACUGCAUACGGGCCCAGCAGCAACAGCAGCAGCAACAGAAGCAGCAGCAGAUACAGCACCAACAACGGAAACGGCAGCUGCACCAGAAACAGCAGCAGCAACAGCAGAAACAGGAGCGGCAUCAGAGGCAGCAGCAUCACCAGACACAGCAACUGCAGCAGCAGAAGAUGCAACAACAACAGCAGAAGAAGCAGCAGCAGAUGGGCAGCUAGCUGCAGCUCAGCUGCUGCAAGAUCGGGGUGCCCAUUACGGUUUGCUGCUAAGCAGCAUCGAUUCCUCUGACGGUUCUGCUGCUGCUGCUGCUGCUGCCGAUUUGCCGCUGCAGCAAUAUGCAUUGGGGCUUUGUCCUUGCGUGCUGAAGGGGCUGCAUGCAGCAGCACAGCAGGCCAUCCGAGCCCCUCGUCGCUGCCACUCUGCUGCUGCUGCUGGAUCUACAGUAGCACCUACUUCAGCAGCUGCAGCAGGAACGUCAGGAGCAGCAGCUGCUGCUGCUGCUACCGCCACUGAGGCUUGUGGAUCUGAUGAGUGCUGCAGUUGUCUGCAUGCACUUGGGGCUUUGCGUAUUCUUUUUUUUAUAACAGGAGAUACACAAAUAAAUAAUGAGGAAAUAAUAAGAAGAAUAUUUACUAUAGGUAAAUUAAGACAAGGAACACCUCUUCCCCUACCCGCAGCAGCAGCAGCAGCAGCAGCAGCAGCAUCAGCUACCCCAACACCACAUAUACCCACGGAGAACGGUACAAAGCAUCAAGGGAAUGGUGCUCCUCCAGCAGGUGCCACUACAACACCAGCAGCAGCACCUGCUGAUGCUGCUGGUGCUGCUGCAGCAGCUGCUGCUGUUGGCCGCCUGCUUGAAGAGUUGAGGGCAUCGAGGCUGCCGCUCUUUAUGUACCCCAAAGCUGGCGAGAUUUGGGCCCUUAGACGCCAGCAGCUUAGGCUGUGCAUGCAGCGCUACCUGCAGCAGCAGCAACAGCAGCAACAGCAGCAGCAACAGCAGCAGCAACAGCAAGUGGGGUUUCAGACACCCCAUUCUGCUGCAGCUGCAGCACCAGCUGCAGCAGCUGAGAUAUUGCUGCAGCAAGAAAUGAGUUUGCUGAAGAAGGAGGCUGUGCAUAGCAUAGAUUGGCACAGACCCCAGGAGGGACAGCAGCAGCAGCAGCACCAGCAGCAGGAAUUCUUGUUGCUGCUGCUGCGGUCCGAGCUGUGUCUGGUACAGUGGCACUUAAAGGCCCGCAGCCACACAUACGCAGCAGCAGAGCAUGCACAUCGUGUGCUGCAGCUAUUUGCUGCAGAUAUAUCAAAGUUUGCUGCUGCUGCUGCUGCUGCUGCAGCUGCUCUUCCUCCAGAGUCCUGCAGCAACGGCAACAGCAGCAGCAUCAGCAGCGUGGCUGCAGUGCCCGUUGAAGCAUGCAGGGAGCAGCAGCAGCAGCAGCGGCAGCAGCAGGUAUUGUCUUUGCAUGCACUGCAGCAAGCUGUAGAGACAGAAGAGAGACACUUUUGGCUGUAUAUGACGCAGACACAUCCUUAUCAUUUUGCUGGAGGUCAUCAGCUGCUGCGUCUCCUGUCUCUUGAUCUGCAGCAGUUGCUGCAGCAGCAGCUGCAGCAACUGAAGCAGCAGCAGCAGCAGCUGGUGCAGCAGCAAGUUGCUGCUGCAGCAACGCUGCAACCGUCCUGGGUGAUUGAGCAGCUGCAGCCAACAGGCCCUGCUGCUGCACGAGCUGCAUAUACAGCCGAGGAGGCGCGCAGCAUUUUGUCUCUCUUUCCUGCUGCAGAGGCUGCUUGGCGUACCUGCACUUAUUCAUUUGUUAGUCUCUAUAGAUGGGCAGCAGCAGCAGCGAAGCACUGUUGGCAGCAGCAGCUGCAGCAGCAGCAGCCGCAGCAGCCGCAGCAGCAACAGCAGCAGGAGGAAGAUAAACAGCAGCAACAGCAGCAAUGGAGACAAAUAUUGGAUAUGCUCCUUCCCCCUUUGCUGAAUAUUUUGCAUGCAGAGGAGACAUGGGCAACAAAAGUGUCUCCUUGUCUCUUCUUAGAUCGUCAUUUAGAGACACUUAAGGAAGAAUUAGAUCUAUUUAUACAUACACAGUUACCUAUACACCACAAUUAA
Molecule: messenger RNA, 2223 nt
Organism: Eimeria maxima
Lineage: Eukaryota; Apicomplexa; Conoidasida; Eucoccidiorida; Eimeriidae
Exons: 1
Coding region: 1-2223 (740 amino acids)
Source: RefSeq, a predicted model, not a curated record